GUGCGAUACCAGAGUGGACCCCGACUGACUAACAAAUAUAACCCAGCUAACCAACGACCCGCGUAACCUACUCAAGAGUUCGCAGAUCAGUCAGCGUGUCUACCUCUGCGAGGGAUGUCGUCCUCCGUUAUUUUCCUUACCCUGGUCACUACGCUCUCAGGGAUCUACGGAGCCCGGAUAAAAGAACUUAAUGUACCCAACGUGGUCCGGAAUGGAACGGGGCCGGUAACUCUGUCCUGCGUAUACGAGGUCAAAGAGGAUGAAAACGGUCUCGUUGUUAAGUGGUUCCACGACGAAGACGAGCUCAUUUAUCAGUGGAUUCCACCGAUGCCUCCGCAGGACAUCGGCGUGAUAACUGGACGGGCUGAAUACCCCGAGGAGCUCCUGGGUCGUCCUCGAACGCACUCGAUAAUCAGACUAAAGGAAGUGACGAUCGAGAUGGGAGGAAACUACACAUGCAGCGUGAGCACGUAUCAGGAAGAAGAGAUGAAAACGGCGCGGAUGAUCGUUUACGCUCCGGAGACCAACGUCACCAUCCACACACCGGAGUUGAACGCCACUCACACCCGGCUGACCUGCACUGUUCAAGGAGCAUGGCCGAGACCCUCUUUCGACUUCCGGAUCGACGGAGCCUCGGUCGAAGGUCGCAUGGUCUGGAACGGGAUCGAAAACUACAAGAAGGACGGGUUCCUCAUCAGGUACGACGCCGUGGUACCGAAGCCCACGGAACCGGCGCUCGUCGAGUGCGACUUCAACAUCCCGAUGACGGACUAUCGCCGACGGGAAAGCGUCGUCUACUACCCUCGUUCGCAUCGUUCCACUUCUACUUCCAUUGCCGCCUCCACGACUCCCAGUUCUUCCUCUUCUUCGUUGGCGCCCACCUCGAGACCUCCUUCAACCUUGACCUCGGCUACCAUCCACUCCGCAACGUCCACCGCUCCUGCUUCCUCCACUUCCGUCUCUUCCUCGCCCCGGACAUCAGAGCACGCUGGUCCCACCACGCCAUCGACGAACCCCUCGGAACCAACCGCACGGAUCGCUGUCAGCACUCCUACAGAUGCACUGAAACCCUCGACCUAGUUUUUGGUUCACGCAGUAUUUUGCUCCACGUUGAAUUUUACCACCCUAAACGUCCAUAGACGAGUUACUCCGGAAAGAAGCAGCAUACCAGAAGAACGAUUCGCCGAAAUCAGGAAAUCCGUGCAUCGCCGUAACGCUCCUAGCAUUAUUUCUAGUCGUAUAGUAUAAUAAAUUGAGUAAUACAUCAUUGUAACCUGUCUAAAAUUGUCAGAAAAAAGAUCGACGUUGUAUGAGGUAAGUUGUACCAGUUACCGUCCCUGUCCCAAUUAUUGCCCUCUUUUUGGUUGCAUCUGUUUCAAUCUUAGUUCUAAAAUUGACCAAAUAAUAAAUUUGUAGCGUCUAAUCAUCUAGCAACUGGCUUUAGUAAUCGAUAAAUUUACAAUUUGUGCCAUAAAUCAAUAAUUUUGAAAAAAUAAGAGGGUCGAUAAUUGGGUCUAAACAUGUCAAUAACUGGUACAGUUAUCUUACCGACUACAACUUUCAGCUGCCAUGUCAUUGCGAUUCGUAAAUACAAAAGUUUCAACAAAAACUCCCGUUCCCCUUCAUCCGGGUAUUUACUUCAUAUGUUCACCGGUAAAAUUGUGUCUAUAAAAAAUCCCGACUUGAUACGGCGUGACUCGUCGAUAUCAAUCUUUCCGGGAACUACACCUAAUAAAGAGCUCUCCAGAUUACAA
Messenger RNA from Neodiprion fabricii, 1754 nucleotides. RefSeq lists its product as uncharacterized. The record is from RefSeq and is a predicted model, not a curated record. Lineage: Eukaryota; Metazoa; Arthropoda; Insecta; Hymenoptera; Diprionidae. The transcript is spliced from 5 exons. Bases 115 to 1080 code for a protein of 321 amino acids.